UGCAGCAGUACCACAUGGCCUGUGCUCAGCAGCAGCUCCUUCAGCAUCAGGGAUCUCUCCAUACCUCCCCAUCCACCCCCACCAUCCAGCUCCAGACAGCCCUAGGGACCUUAAACCAAGCUGGCAUGGCUCACACUGGACCAGUCCUUCUCAAUUCCCCAUUCACCACCUCCAGGGAAUCAUCCCUGGGCUCAGAGGUGCUGACCCCCUCUCAGAAGAAGGCCGGCAGCCCGUUGGAUGUGUUGAACCCCUUCGGAGAGGAUAAUUUCUCGACACUGACGAAAGAGGAGCUGCUGAGCAAAGAGUUUGACCUUCUGGGAGCAAGUAAGAUCUGUUUGUUUGUUUAACAAGCAUGAGGUGUCUAUAUUUUCUGAACUUAUUUUUAAAACCACUUGCUCAACUUAAUUACUUGCAUUGCUAAUUUCAGAUUUUCUUAAUGUGUCAUGAGCAGUUAAAGUAAACAUUUAAAGCUAUUUAUUUGGGAAACAAGUAUAUUUUUGCUCAGAACAAAAACACAGUGUAACAUGAGAAGGUUACAAAUUUACAGUAACACAAAACUAACAAUUAUAUUUUCUGUUCUCUAAAAAGUUAGUGAUAUCUUGUUGGAUGAACACCGCUUCAGUUCCCAAACCUCUCCUCAGGGGCACCUCAGACAUUCCAUAUAUUAGUUAAGUUUGACAUCAGGUCAAUGAAUUUAAUAAAUUUAGUUACCUCGAUGAGGUAUUGAUUAGUCAAACAAGGUUAAGGUAGUGGUCAAGUCACAAAAAUGCAUAUUUAUUGCAUGGUUGCUGCAAAUACCGGGAUAAGUCAAAAAUAUAUUUAAAAUUAUGUACAUUUUCUUCUUAUUAUUUUUUUUAUUGAAGUGUCUGCUCCAAUUAUAUGCAAAAUACAAUGCAAAAUGUAUUGAAAAAAUAUAUUACAGUACAUUGAAAUAUACAGAAUUGCUGAUAUACACUCACCUAAAGGAU
Paramormyrops kingsleyae is the source of this 968-nucleotide messenger RNA. The record is from RefSeq and is a predicted model, not a curated record. Lineage: Eukaryota; Metazoa; Chordata; Actinopteri; Osteoglossiformes; Mormyridae.